Molecule: messenger RNA, 530 nt
Organism: Frieseomelitta varia
Lineage: Eukaryota; Metazoa; Arthropoda; Insecta; Hymenoptera; Apidae
Gene: Tbca
Product: tubulin-specific chaperone A
Exons: 2
Coding region: 174-530 (118 amino acids)
Biological process (GO): tubulin complex assembly; post-chaperonin tubulin folding pathway
Cellular component (GO): cytosol; microtubule cytoskeleton
Molecular function (GO): beta-tubulin binding
Source: RefSeq, a predicted model, not a curated record
AACAUAACUUAAUGGAAUACCAGUCCCCGGCUAUCAAUCGGUAUAACCUAUACACCACAGAGUUCCUCUUCAUUUCAUUUGUAGCUAUUCAUCUUACCUUAUAAGGAAAAACUCGUUUAAUCAGUAAACUCUUCAUUUUCUCCAUACGAGGUAAAAUAUAUUUGUUUUAAACAAUGUCCGAUCCUCGUAUAAGAACUCUAAAAAUUAAAACUGGAGUAGUGAAACGUCUCGCGAAAGAAAAAGUCACGUAUGAGAAAGAAGCAGCACAGCAACGUGAAAGGAUACAGAAAUUAAAGGAACAGGAUAAGGAUGGUUAUGAUAUAAAAAAACAAGAAGAAGUACUUCAAGAGUCUCUCAUGAUGGUACCAGAUUGUCAACGACGUCUUGUGAAAGCUUUCGAAGAACUAAAAAAAAUUUUGGACACGGAACAAGAUUUAAAAGAGGUUGAAGUUUAUAUUGAAGCAGAGAAAGUAUUACAAGAAGCAGAAACUCAACUUCCUAAAGAGGGAGAAAUUAUGGAGAUGUGUUAA